AUGGCAAACUCCCCAAGUUUUGUAAACCUUUUAGCUAGUCAAGGGGUAGUUGACCUUGACUCACCGCAACCUCCCUUUCCUAACUUUAGCAUCCAAUGUUCCGAUGAGUGUACUGUAAAAGAGAGGAGAAAAUGGUCACCGAAGGCGGAUAUAAUCCUCAUCGGUGCUUGGCUCAAUACUAGCAAAGACCCAAUAGUCAGUAAUGAACAGAAAGCUGGUGCGUUCUGGAAGAGGAUUGUAGAGUUCUACAACUCCAGUCCUCUUCUGGUUGGGACAAUCCCAAGAGAACUCGGCCAAUGCAAGCAAAGAUGGGCUAGGAUAAGUGACUUGGUAUGUAAGUUUUCUGGCUGCUACGAGAUGGCCCUGAGGGAGCAGAGAAGCGGGCAAAAUGAAGCCGAUGUGAUGAAGGACAGUGGUAAGGACAAGCGCAAAAUAGUUGACUCUGAUGCUCAAGGGUCAAAGCGCAGAACAGUUGACUCUGAUGCUCAAGGGUCAGUGACAGAGCCACAAGAGAGACCCAUUGGAGUUAAGGCAGCUAAGGCUGCUGGGAAGAGGAAGAAACUUGGAAAAGAAGAAGAACUAGGACAACUUAAAGAAAUGAUGGUCACCAAAAAGGAAAUCUCAAAUCAGAGUUUGCUUGCAAUUUGCUUACGCAUCUUCGUUGUUCUCUGUUUCAGGUACAAGACCCAUGUGAGCACUGAAGACAAGUACGCUGCUGUAUAA
Brassica oleracea var. oleracea is the source of this 723-nucleotide messenger RNA. RefSeq lists its product as uncharacterized. The coding region runs from base 1 to 723 and encodes 240 amino acids. The record is from RefSeq and is a predicted model, not a curated record. NCBI's taxonomy places the organism in Eukaryota, Viridiplantae, Streptophyta, Magnoliopsida, Brassicales, Brassicaceae. The transcript is spliced from 3 exons.